CAGCUUACCAGGAGUUAGUCAGCCAAGUGAUUUUACACCGUUUGGGUCGGUUAUACUCCGAUCCCUCCCUCACCACACCUGACUCUCUAUCCCACCUUCUCACCUAUUCACACGGCAGAAGAAGCGAUGCCGCGAUACAGAGGAGUACUGCAAGUUGACGAUGCCAGUCCUGAUGACCCUCUUAUUCAUCUGUUCGACUACAGCUCAACAGACGAGCACAACGGCACCUCCAAAUCCAGCUACAGGAAACAGUUAGUAGCUGUAGACUCCUGUAUCUUCCUCCGUCGUCGUAACCUGGCGAAGAUUAAGACUAAGGAGACGAAGAGAACGAAAGGCGAGAAUAGAACACCAUCAGAGAGCGAGACCAAAGCGAAACCCCAAGAAAACGAUGGAAAUGAAGAUGAAACUAAAAAACAAGGAAAGGAGAAGAAAAAACACGAAGAAGAAGUAAUAAACGAGGGAGAUAAAACGACGAAGGAGAAUACAGAAAUAAUUGAUAAAGAUGAAGAGGCAGAGACAACUAAUGCCUCUUUUUUUACACUUGAGGAAGGACGAGAGUUUGAAGGCUAUAUUCUCAAGUGUCCAAACGGCCCCUUUGACUAUGCUCUUAAGUUAUGGGAUGAUGGAAGGGCGGCGCCACGGGAUGACAGUUACCCAAGAGAGGAAGAGGAAGUGGCUGGUCUAGUGAUCGACAGGAAUGGUGACUAUCUGACGGUCGCUUGCGGCACCAACAUUGCUUAUGCUACUAGGAAGAGUUUUUUGACGGCUGGUGUGGACCCAGAUGACCUGUCGCUGCCCUUUGGUCGCCUGCAGGUGACGCUGACGAGGGCUACGACACGCCCCGAGGAGGUGCCCGCCGCUGCUUGGGUUGCCACGCCCACCCAGAUCACCGUCCCCCCCUAUGAUAUAUACUGAUACACCUUAACCGUGUUCCCUCUCCCCACACACACACACCUCCCCAACUCGGAAAUAUCAUGAGUUUUACGUAUGGGUUAUGCUGAAGGUAUUGUUAUUAUGGUAAUUAACGAGGGAAAACAAUGAUGUGUAUAGGUGUAAUCAACUAACAUCAAUGACAACUACAUGUGAUUUUAUGUCUAUUUAUAAAUAUUAACUACAACACUGCAGCUAUGAUUAUGAUGUUAAUAUAAACUGUAUUUACCGGCACUAAUGUUUAUAUACAGGUCCAAUAUGGUAUGUGUUUGUUUACAUAGAAUAUAACAAAAAUACUAUCUGUACUUGGGGUGAUCGAUGAAUUCCAGAAUGAACACUACGACUCCUGUUGUCUCGGUAGGGUUGUCAAAAUCCUUCGUCCAUUGUGUCAUAUUAUUUCAACACAAAGCUGUAUAGAUACUUUUUUGGAGUUAUGUUAUUUAAUAUUAUGGUUAAUGCUAAGGUUUAUUGCUUCUGUAUAUUUGGCAACACUUGUAUAUACACCCUUAUGAAUACAUUGUAAGUGCAAGUAAAUUCAAGUGUAUGGUUUCAAGUGUAUGGUUUCAAGUGUAUGGUUGAUAUUGUUGUAUGUUAAAUUUCACACUGAUAAAUUUAACACCUGAUAUAAUAAAAGUUUAAAUACAAUAAAUAUAUUUCAUGGCC
Messenger RNA from Homarus americanus (American lobster), 1593 nucleotides. RefSeq lists its product as uncharacterized. NCBI's taxonomy places the organism in Eukaryota, Metazoa, Arthropoda, Malacostraca, Decapoda, Nephropidae. The coding region runs from base 127 to 915 and encodes 262 amino acids. The transcript is spliced from 5 exons. The record is from RefSeq and is a predicted model, not a curated record.